This is a messenger RNA of Bolinopsis microptera, 1008 nucleotides long. RefSeq names its product putative aldolase class 2 protein CC_1201. The transcript has a single exon. NCBI's taxonomy places the organism in Eukaryota, Metazoa, Ctenophora, Tentaculata, Lobata, Bolinopsidae. Gene Ontology annotation, cellular component: cytoskeleton. Gene Ontology annotation, molecular function: actin filament binding. Bases 4 to 870 code for a protein of 288 amino acids. The record is from RefSeq and is a predicted model, not a curated record.
UACAUGGCUAAGUUCCUGUCAAAAAUACGGAAUAUCAUCAAGAUCAAUGACAUAACCCCAGCUCUCUUGGAAAAGUGGGGUCCCGAGGAAUGCGACACGAGACGUAUCCUAGCAACAGCAUACCGUCUAACCCACUAUUUUGGCUGGGAUGAUCUGAUCUACGGUCACAUCACUGUCAGAGUGCCAGGAGCAGAUGAUCACAUGCUGAUAAACCCGUACGGACUACACUACACGGAGGUAACCGCGAGUAACCUUAUCAAGAUCAAUUAUUCCGGCCACGUGAUAGACCAGGGGUCUACCAAGUUCCCUUUCCAACCUGUAGGGUAUGUGAUCCACUCUGCUAUCCACUCUCAGCGACCUGAUCUUGGGUGUGUCAUGCACAUUCACAGUAAAGAAGGGAUCGCGCUGACUGCUGCAGUUGAGAAGAUUGAGCCAGUCACUCAGGCUAGUGUUGAGUUAGGACAGAUCAGUUAUCAUGAUUUUAGAGGGAUAAUAUUCCGUCCGGAGGACAAAGAACCCCUGAGCAGAGAUUUCCCAGCUCCCUCAAAGACACUGAUUCUAAGAAACCACGGUCUGCUCACUGGAGGUAAGACGGUUGAAGAAGCGUUCAACAUCAUGUACUUUCUCCACCAGGUGUGCCAGUGUUAUGUAGACAGCGGGUUCACUCACUCCCCAGUACCACCCAGCAGGCUUAUUUCUCAGGAGAUAGUGGACCUGUCCCGGGAUGGAACUGAUAGUUGUAGGUUUGAUACAGGUUACGGGGACCAGGAGUUCGAGGCACUAGCGAGGCUGCUGGACUAUCAGGGGUUUGAGACGGGGUAUCCCCACAGCCAGGCCUCCAGGACUUUAUUGGACCAGAAUAUGAAGUGAGGAUGUUGGGAAACCGGGCUUGUGGUUAAAUUGUCAUGAUUUAAGUGUGAACAUGUUGAAGAUGGCGGGACAAAGCUACUUGUCUAUGUUACUGAAGGAAGUUGGGACAAACUCUAAAGAGGAACUGCGAACCCCUGA